UCAGCUGUUGGUCAACUGGGAAUGUAUUUACUGAGAGUAGGAAACUUGGAUGAGAGCGAACAAUACUUGAGAGAAUGUCUGGACAUAUACAGACAUUCACUCCAAGAGAAACAUCCUCAUACAGCAUUUCCAUUGAAAUAUUUGGGAAAAUGUCUGAUGAAACAAGGGAACAACAAAGAAGCAGAAAAACUUCUUUCUGAAGCUGUCGGCAUUCAAGCAGUUGGUCUCCAUCAACAUCAUCCUGACAAAAUUGACACAUUGAUUUUAUGGUCAGAAUGUUUGCUAAAUAUUGCUGACUACACACGUGCCCAGCCUGCUCUAUUCGAUGCUCUUCAAAUCAUCAAUAGUAACCAGCAGCCGAGCAACAGCAGGCAGAGAUCUGAAGUAAUGCGUCUACUAAGGAGACUGAGCCCAUUCCAACGGCCACAAUCUGGAGAGACAAUUAUUGGUGAAGGGAAAGCAGAAGAAGUGGAACAGACAGAUGAGAGAAGAAAUAGACUUGAGAGAAAGUCAUGGAUUGAGGAUCAGGGUGACGAUCAUCCUGAUCAAUCUCCACCCACAAUGGUAGAAAAUCUUGACAUUUGUGAUCUGUGCCACCCAUUGUGGGUGGGUGGUACAUUGGAAGUGUUGCACGUUGGUAGCAGUGAUGGCUUGUCAUUCCAUGAGACGAUCGGCAGUGAGGGAGGAGAGCUGAGUGCUGGCAGUGUGAGUAUUACUGUUCCAGCGGGUGCCGUUCAAUCACCAACACAAUUCUCCAUUCAUUCAUUCAUGCAUGAUAAGUAUAUGCCUCCCGUCUCUGCUAGUGGCUACCAAGUGGUCAGUCCAGUUAUUUUUCUUGGUCCCCAUGACGUGUCAUUCAGCAAGCCAAUCAAAGUGUGUAUCAACACCAUAGCUGAUGUGACUUCAGCAGGCGGGUCGUUCACUCUGAUGAGAUGUGAAUCAAGACUCAAUGAGACAAAGUGGAGAUGGCGUGGUGUGGUAGUGUAUUCUCCUGAUACUCAGGAAGUGCAGUCACACAUUCCAUUUGAUCCCAACAGCUGGUCAGUGGAGGUGACCAGUUUUAGUGGGUGGUUGUGGCUUGUUAGUUUUAUUAAGAGCCCAACCAUUUUAUUCAGAAGGAAGAUGGGAUGUGUAGUUCUUAGUCAAAGUCUUUCUUCUUGCAAAUGGUCAUUGUCUGUCCAUCUUUUCAAUUCAUAUGAAGAAAUUGGUCAGAAAAUUAUUCGUGACCAUCAAGGACAUGUAUCAUUGCCUGCUAUCCAGCUCUGUCCAGUGACAGAAAUUAUAGUUCGUAAACAAGGUCAUGUGGUCAUGAAGCCUCAACUUGGUCCAGAAUGGUCAUUGUGUCGAGGUGAUGUAGAAGUUCAGCUUCCAACCAGACAUCUGUGGAGACAAUCAUUUGAUCACGAUCAUUGCUUCACAUUUGUUGUUGAAGCCAUUGACUCUUGUCCUGAUAGUUUAGAAUUUCCUGUUCGUGUUGAGUACAUCAGACAAGGUGAAGUGGACUUCAGUCUCACAUUGGAAGCAGUUCACAAACUGUCCAAAUCAGCUGAUUCAUCAAAUUCCAGUUUACCUUCUCAGUCUCCUCUUCCAGAUGAGGAACAGGAAGCAUUGUUCUUCUGUAGUGAAGAGGGUCUAUAUUCUUCUGGCUCCACAUCUUCAUCAACAGCAGCAAGGGAUAGAACUUCAUCACAAAGAUCCAUAAUUCAGCAGCCUGCUGAUGUACACACUGUCAGUCAAUGUGAUGUCAGUCCCAUCUAUAGCAAAGUUCAAGAGAAAAGUCCAUUGCUAGUUCGUCUUCCUGUUGGAAGUGAAGUUCCUUACACAGGAUGUAUAUUCCGGUACAUAGAUACUACAGGUCAGACAGUUGAAGAAGUUCCAGGAGAAAGGCUGGAUAGUCGUACAAUAGAAACUGUUACUCCUGCUUGGCCACGUGCUGAUCGAGUGGAGAUACACAUAUUUCCUUCAGAUGGACAAACUCGUCUCGGAUAUUUUGUACACGUUUUCAUUGACCCAUCUGCAGAGAUGUUACCUCGUAUUGUCAAUCAUGAAGAUGACAGCAGCAUAGUACCAGGAGCAGUAAACCAAGAGACAGACAAAGUGGAAACAGAGCAACAAAAGAGACUAGAGUCAAGUGCAAAGAGCAAAUGCACAGACAAAGAGAUGUUGUCCGUCACUUGUAAAGUCUUUGCUUGUUGGCAGGAAUUUGUAUCCCAUCUAUCACCGACCUUCUUCACUAUGGACAGAAUAGAUAGAAUAAAAGGUAAUUACCAUAAUAAUUUAUUUUUGCAGACUAAAAAAGCAUUGGAAAUGUGGACAAAGAAAUAUGGCGUCAAAGCCACUCGACGCUCAAUAAUCACAGCAAUGUGUGACAUCAAUGACAGAUUGCAGGCAGAACGUAUUUUUUGCCGCGACUUGGUGGAGCAUGUUUGUCCAUAUGCAUCAAAAUGACUGCAUUUGUACAAACUUUAUUUCUAUAACGUUUUAUAUAUUAUUCACGUUAUCAUGAACUCCAAUUAUCUUGUUUUAUAUACACACGUUCUGCUACUUGUUCUACCACGUGUCCUUCUCUUCACUUGCCUUGUACAUUGUCAGUACAAUGAAUGU
Messenger RNA from Corticium candelabrum, 2604 nucleotides. RefSeq lists its product as uncharacterized. The transcript has 11 exons. The record is from RefSeq and is a predicted model, not a curated record. Gene Ontology annotation, biological process: signal transduction. Lineage: Eukaryota; Metazoa; Porifera; Homoscleromorpha; Homosclerophorida; Plakinidae. Bases 22 to 2448 code for a protein of 808 amino acids. Gene Ontology annotation, molecular function: protein binding.